CCAAUCGGAGCACGGCAGUAGUAAUUGGAGAAAAUCAGUGAGACUUGGAUACCUGCACUUGGACUAUUGUUCUCUUGUACACCCAACGGCGGUAUUAUUGUGCAGCACUCGACAACGAGGACUGCCCUUGUCAGGAGACUCACACCAAGUGUGCUGACGAGGCUGCAUAGUCUGAAGACGGCAUGUCCGGGGUGUGAACAGGGAGAACGCUCUUGUCCUCUUCCUCCGGCCUCUGGCUCGACUGUACACGUUGAGCCCUCGCUAUGGUAUCCCUCCGACCCAGCGCCCCAGCGGCGGCGACGCUGCGAGCCUCCGCAAACCCACCCAUUCGUGUGCAAUGGCUGCCGCAGAAACGAAGCUUCCGCCAGAACACCAAGCGACGGCAAGAAGUGUUUCACUCGCAACUCGAAGACUCUAAUGCCGCUGCGAUCCUGUCCUCCCUGAAGACCUCGCCGAGAGUACCGCAGACGUUGACGGAAAAGAUCGUCCAGCAAUAUGCGGUCGGAUUAGCGAAAGACAAAUACGUAAAGUCGGGUGAUUACGUGACGAUAUCACCGCACCACUGCAUGACGCACGACAACUCGUGGCCUGUCGCCCUCAAGUUCAUGUCCAUUGGGGCAAAAAGCCUCAAAAAUUCCAAGCAGAUCGUGAUGACGCUGGACCACGAUGUGCAGAACAAGUCAGAGAAGAACCUGACCAAAUACCGACAAAUAGAGGAGUUUGCGACGAAGCAGGGCGUUGAUUUCUACCCUGCGGGACGGGGUAUCGGGCAUCAGAUCAUGGUGGAAGAGGGCUACGCGUGGCCGGGGACCAUGGUCGUUGCAAGCGACAGCCACACCAAUAUGUACGGCGGAAUUGGGUGUCUCGGAACACCUGUGGUGCGGACAGAUGCUGCCAGUAUCUGGGCGACCGGACGGACGUGGUGGCAGAUCCCGCCAGUCGCGAAGGUCACGUUCACAGGCACUCUUCCAAAAGGCGUCACUGGAAAGGAUGUGAUUGUCGCCCUCUGCGGGCUCUUCGACAAGGACGACGUGCUAAACCACGCCAUCGAGUUCGUUGGAUCAGAAGAAACCAUGCGUAGUCUACCCGUCGAUUCCCGGUUGACCAUUGCAAAUAUGACUACCGAGUGGGGUGCGCUUACUGGCCUAUUCCCUAUUGAUAUAAUGACUCAGGGAUGGCUCAGAGCCAAAGCGACCAUGGCAGCGCUAGAUUCGUCCGAAGGUCGGUCUGGAAAUGAAAGGUUCUCACACUCCAGGCUUGAUCAGCUGUUCGAGUCGCAGCUCUCGGCUGACAAGGGAGCGCAAUACGCAAAAUAUCUGCACCUCGACCUCAACACGCUGUCACCGUAUGUUUCGGGCCCUAACUCUGUCAAGGUUGCCACGCCACUGGACGUUCUCGAAGGUCAAGACAUCAAGAUCAACAAAGCUUAUCUGGUGUCAUGCACCAAUUCACGAGCCUCGGAUCUUGCAGCAGCUGCCAAGGUUUUCAAAGACGAAGCCGAAAAGAGCGGUGGUGGAAUCCCAAAGAUCGCAAACGGUGUCCAGUUCUACAUUGCAGCAGCAUCGACUCCAGAACAACAAAUCGCAGAAGAUGCGGGCGACUGGCAGACGCUUGUCGAUGCUGGCGCCAUCACGUUGCCAGCAGGGUGCGGCCCUUGUAUCGGGCUCGGAACGGGCCUGCUUGAGCCGGGCGAGGUCGGAAUCAGCGCGACUAACAGGAAUUUCAAAGGCCGCAUGGGAAGCACCGACGCUAAAGCCUAUCUGGCAAGUCCCGAAGUGGUCGCAGCUAGCGCGCUGUCCGGCAAGAUCAGUGGGCCUGGUUGGUAUGAAAAGCCUGAUGGCUGGACCAGUGUGGUCCGAGGCGAGGGCGACGGCAUCAAAGAGGAAGAUCGGAUGAUCACUGCGGAUGAAGCCUUCCAAAAAAUCAUCAACCAGCUGGAUGGCAUCAUCGAAUCUGCCGAAGGAGAACUCGGUAGUAGUGAACAGACUACUAGCGAAGCUUCGGCAGGCUCGACUGAAGUUUACCCAGGAUUCCCAGAACGUGUCGAAGGAGAGAUUGUUUUCUGUGAUGCGGACAACAUCAACACCGACGGCAUCUACCCUGGGAAAUACACGUACCAGGACAACGUACCUGUUGAGAAAAUGGCCGAGGUAUGUAUGGAGAACUACGAUCCCGAGUUUUCGUCGAUGGCGAAGGCUGGAGACAUUUUGGUUUCUGGUUUCAACUUUGGCUGCGGCAGCUCUCGCGAGCAAGCCGCCACUGCGAUACUUGCCAAGAAGAUUCCACUGGUCAUCGCCGGCAGCUUCGGCAACAUUUUCUCUCGCAACAGCAUUAACAAUGCCUUGAUGGGCCUGGAGGUGCCCAAACUUAUUCAACGACUGCGAGAGACUUUUUCAGAGGAACCCCACAAAGAAGCAGACAGUCAUGUCACGGAGCCAGUGGGCAAUAAAGAAGACCAACAGAGUCUGGACUCGCCACCACCGGCAGUAACGACUCCACGGGAGAAACAGUUGUCCCGUCGGACGGGAUGGACCUUGGUGUGGGAUGUUAAAAAGUCUCAGAUCGAGGUUUGCGAAGGCCCGAACGGGAAGACGUGGACGGAAAAGGUAGGCGAGCUCCCACCGAAUGUGCAAGAAAUCAUCGCCAAAGGCGGACUGGAGAAGUGGGUGCAGAAAGAGAUCGCAGCUUCAUGAGUCUGCUUUCAGCAAUGGGCCAUGACUUCGCUACUAGUGCAGGUCGGCCAAAGAUUUUGUAUUUGUUCGCUUAUGUAUACCCUAGCAAAAGCCUUCUGAGAUCACUGCUAGUAUGAAAUUCCGUGCUAUCAAGACGAGGCUGUCUUCCUUGGAGUUGCUCUCGAAAGCAUCGUGUACGAUUGCCUGGUCACAAAGCCGCCUAGGAACUACGGCUGUUCCGGACCUCGGAGGUGCUGCUGAAAGAGAGCAAGCUU
Exophiala viscosa is the source of this 2947-nucleotide messenger RNA. RefSeq names its product mitochondrial homoaconitase. The transcript has 3 exons. The record is from RefSeq and is a predicted model, not a curated record. The coding region runs from base 264 to 2693 and encodes 809 amino acids. Gene Ontology annotation, molecular function: homoaconitate hydratase activity; 4 iron, 4 sulfur cluster binding. Lineage: Eukaryota; Fungi; Ascomycota; Eurotiomycetes; Chaetothyriales; Herpotrichiellaceae. Gene Ontology annotation, biological process: L-lysine biosynthetic process.